Molecule: messenger RNA, 1614 nt
Organism: Venustampulla echinocandica
Lineage: Eukaryota; Fungi; Ascomycota; Leotiomycetes; Helotiales; Pleuroascaceae
Exons: 3
Coding region: 1-1614 (537 amino acids)
Biological process (GO): fungal-type cell wall (1->3)-beta-D-glucan biosynthetic process
Cellular component (GO): cytoplasm; fungal-type cell wall
Molecular function (GO): 1,3-beta-glucanosyltransferase activity
Source: RefSeq, a predicted model, not a curated record
AUGGCUUACCUUAAAUCUUUGUCGUUAUUCGCCGCGACCACCCUUCUCCUGAAUACCGCGUCUGCUGCCCUCGAUCCAAUCGUUAUCAAGGGUUCCAAAUUCUUCUUCAAAACGAACGGCACCCAAUUCUUCAUCAAAGGCGUCGCGUACCAGUCGGGCAUUGGAAAAAACGGAGGUGGAAGCAACAAGACAACCUACGUUGACCCCCUCGCCGAUACCGAUGCGUGCUCCCGAGAUAUCCCAUUGCUGAAAAAGCUGGGAGCGAAUGCUAUCCGGACGUACGCCAUCAAUCCGACCCAGGAUCACUCGCACUGCAUGUCGCUGCUCGAUGAUGCGGGCAUUUACGUGAUCAGCGAUCUGGGAGAGCCUUCCCUAUCCAUUGAUCGCUCCAACCCACAAUGGACUACCACCCUCCUAGAUAGAUACACCGCUGUCGUUGAUUCUCUUGCGAGCUACUCCAAUGUCAUCGGAUUCUUCGCCGGAAACGAGGUUCCCAACAACCUAACCUAUACUGGGUCGGCCGCCAUGGUGAAGGCUGCUGUCCGUGAUACCAAAGCAUACAUCAAGUCCAAGAAUUACCGCGCUAUGGGUGUGGGUUACGCAGCCGACGACGACCAGACCGUGCGUGCCGCCGUUGCCUCCUACUUCGUUUGUGGUGACGCCGAGUCCCAAAUCGACUUCUGGGGAUACAACAUCUACGAGUGGUGCGGUGAUUCCGACUUCCAAACAUCAGGCUAUGCGGACAGAGUAAAGGAAUUUACAGGCUACCGCGUCCCAUCCUUUUUCGCUGAAUAUGGCUGCAACACGAAUGGUGGUGCGGCUAAGAGGAAGUUCACCGAGGUGGCUGCCCUCUAUGGCGACCAGAUGACCCCAGUAUUCUCGGGCGGUAUCGUGUACGAGUGGUUCCAAGAGGAAAAUGAUUAUGGUCUGGCGUCGGUCGUCAACCCAUCGUCCGUGAGCACCCUUGCAGAUUAUGCUGCCUUCUCGACGCAAAUUGGCUCUGUAGCUCCAAAGGCCACGAACAUGGCAAGCUAUAACCCUACCAAUACAGCCACGUCAGCUUGCCCUACUGUUGGUACCAACUGGAACGCUGCAAGCUCUCUUCCUCCUACUCCCAACAAGGAUGCGUGCGCCUGCAUGAUGUCCAGCCUUAGCUGCCAGGCCAAGGCCUCCAUUGAUCCACUCGCCAUCGGACCGCUCUUUGGUCAAGUCUGUGGAUACAACGGCGGAAAAGCUUGCGCCGGGAUCGCCAGAAACACCACAACCGGUGAAUAUGGCACAUUCUCCAUGUGCAAUGCAACUGAACAACUCUCCAACGCAUUCAACGCGUACUACAAUUCUAUAAGUGGUUCGGACAAGAGCAAGGCAUGCGAUUUCGGAGGCAACGCGACCGUGGUAACCCCUGCCAGUGCGGCAAGCUCCUGCUCCAGCGUUCUCAGUUCUGCCUCAGCAGCCGUUACAGGGGGCGGAUCUUCAAAUGGGCAAGGAGCAUCAUCAAGCAAGAAGAGUGAUGCCGCCGGCAUUGUUGGGGCAUCAUUAGGCAUUGGAACAUAUGCAAUGGUUGGAUUCACAUUAAUGGCGACCUUCUCUGGGAUGGGCAUGAUUCUGCUUUAA